Messenger RNA from Auxenochlorella protothecoides, 294 nucleotides. Its product is annotated as GATA transcription factor 26. Gene Ontology annotation, biological process: regulation of DNA-templated transcription. Lineage: Eukaryota; Viridiplantae; Chlorophyta; Trebouxiophyceae; Chlorellales; Chlorellaceae. The transcript has 3 exons. Gene Ontology annotation, molecular function: zinc ion binding; sequence-specific DNA binding. Bases 1 to 294 code for a protein of 97 amino acids. The record is from RefSeq and is a predicted model, not a curated record.
AUGUCCCUCCAGGAGAUUCUGGCAUCGCGGGCUGCGUUCGGGGGGCCCUCCUGCUCUCACUGCGGAGUCACGGAGUCCCCCCAGUGGCGGCGUGGACCUGCACACAAGCCCCUGCUCUGCAAUGCUUGCGGGACGCGCUACAGGCGGACCAAUCAGUUCCUGCCCCUCCACGCCACGCCGGGGUCACGCAAGCGGGCCACCAGCGCCCCACAGACAUGCGCGCAAGAGAACGCCCUGGAGGACAAGGCGCACACGGGCUUCAAGCAGCCGCGGUUGAUUGCCAGCACGGCCUGA